AGCGUGGCUAGUUGUAGCUGAGCCCUGUAGGUUAGAGUAGCUCAGUGCUGUAGGUUAGCUGCCCUGUCUGUGUCAGCUUCUGUAGACUCUCUACACAAACUUAUUUUGGUUUAAAAAAAAACACACGUUCAGAGACGUUCUCCUUAUACAGUUAUUAUAUUUGGUGAACCAGACUGAAAUGUGUGCUCUUUAAAUACCCAGAUAGUAACUAGUGUUUCCUGUCUGGCUGGUCUGUGGAUAAUCCGGUUUAAUCUCUCCUCUCUCACCUAUGGAGCCAGUUUAAGACUCACACACCAAACAGUGAUUAAGAAAAACUAGGAUGGCUCAGGCUGAUAACAAGGUCCUGGCACUGGGAGUUCUGGCUGGGGCAGCGGGGAUCAGCCUGGCUGCUGUCUGGUAUCAGAACCGGCGUGCUGUAGCCAGCAGCGCAGGGUCAGGCACUUAUCGUCCAGCUCUGUACUCCAGUAGCAAUGCGGGCAGUGUGUCUCUGCAGACAGGUCAGGCAGAGGUGUUGGAUCGGCUGGGGGCUUUGAUCCAGUGUGUGUCUGAACUGAAAGAGGAGGUGAAAGCUCUGAAGGAUGCUCUGCCACACCUUCAGGACCACGUGAGGGAUGAGCUGAGAGUGAAAAGUGGGGCCCGUAAGGCCAGUCCUCUCAACAGAACCACACCCACGAGGAGGAAAAGAACCAGUGGAGUGCCCAGAGCAGAGGGGCAGAGCUCAGAGGAGGCGGAGAGUGAAGGAGGGUAUAUGACCGCUUUAACAGAUUCUGAAGACGAGGAUCAUAAAGCCGAAGAGCCUCUAGAUGAACUCACUGCGCUGUUACAGAGAGCAGAUGGGCUACAUAAAGCUAACGACAAUAAAAAGAAGGAAGGCCUUUCCACUUUACUGGAGAAGAAAGAGGAGUUUGAACAGAAGUGUCAGUAUCUAUGGAGGCUGACCAGAGCCUAUGCUGAUGCUCAUGACCUGGCUGGAGACUCUCAAGAGAAAAAGAAAUUUGCUGAAAAAGGGAAGCAAGUUGGAGCACAAGCUAUUUCAGUGAAUCCCAUGUGUGCAGAAAGUCAUCAGUGGUACGCCAUUGUGUGUGGCCUUCUAUCAGAAUAUGAAUCUGUCCAGAAUAAGAUAAAGAAUGGCUAUCUUUUCAAGGAUCAUCUGGAUAAAGCCAUUGAACUGAAGCCUCAGGAUCCAUUGUCCUAUUAUCUCCUGGGGCGCUGGUGCUAUGCUGUGGCUCAGUGCACAUGGAUUGAGAGGAAAAUUGCUGCUACGCUGUUUGGAGAACCCCCAAGCGCGACCAUGCAAGAUGCACUACAGAACUUCCUGAAGGCAGAGGAGCUCUGUCCGAAGUACUCGAAGUUCAACUAUGUGUUUUUAGCCAAGUGUUACAAAGACCUAGGCCAGAAGACCCAAGCCAAGAAGAUGUGUGAUGCGGCAGCUGCGCUGAAAACAGUGACUCAAGAGGAUGAGGAAGCACAAAAGGAGCUGGACUCUCUUCUCUUAUCACUUUAGUCUGGACACGGUCCAUGUGUGUUCUCACUGGGCAUUACUUUGUUUAUGGCGAGGACUCAGUUUUGACCAUAUGACUGUCAUAUCGUCACUUUUCCCACAUGUUUCUGCUGACUGGAGAUUACUAAUAACAGUAAGAUGCUGCACUUUGACGAGCCACAGGAUUAAUUGUUUAGUGUAUGUAAAAUACAACCGAUAUCUUACAAACCUUUAUUUUGAAUCAUUUUAAUCUAACAUGGAGAAUUAUGCAGUGCCCAGAAGUCUUGGAGAUGAUUUCUGUAAACACUCACUGUACCACUGUGUUCCAGUGUUUUGUUCUAGUUUACUGUUGAUUGUCUGCUUGAGAUAGAUAAGACAGCUGUAUUGUUUUUUUUUUUUUUUUUUUUUUUUUUUUUUUUGCUUUAAUUGGUGUGAGCUGGUAGGAAGCUUCCAUUCACUUCUUUUCAGUUCUGGUCUUGUCCAACACAUUCCAAUGGUAACUAGGGAUGAUGGAUCAUGACUGAACCAGGGAUAUAUAUAAGGCUAUUAAAAGCUAUUUUUAGGCUAUUUUUAGGCUAAUUAAGCUCGACCCAGGAUCCAUUGUUUUUACCGUUAAUGGACACUAUUCAAAGAUUCACAACCUGCUGCAGACAGGUGCAAUCUCUGAAGGUAGCAAAACAAUUUAGAGUGAGCAGUGUGGAAUAUUUUUGCAGUUGAACAUGAAAAUGUAGAGUUUGGCUGCUUUUAAGUCACUUUUUCUAUUGAUGCUUGUGUGUGUUUUUUUUUUUUUCUUCAUUCAGCCAAAACCAAAACUCUGCACAUCUUUGCUUAUUAUUAACGACUUGUUAAAAAAGAAACAAAAGUGGAAACCCUUCAUUAUACUAGGGAGAGCACCAAAUGCCUUUUUGUUGUUUU
Molecule: messenger RNA, 2395 nt
Organism: Astyanax mexicanus (Mexican tetra)
Lineage: Eukaryota; Metazoa; Chordata; Actinopteri; Characiformes; Acestrorhamphidae
Product: regulator of microtubule dynamics protein 2
Exons: 11
Coding region: 320-1504 (394 amino acids)
Cellular component (GO): cytoplasm; mitotic spindle pole; spindle microtubule
Molecular function (GO): microtubule binding
Source: RefSeq, a predicted model, not a curated record